Molecule: messenger RNA, 2118 nt
Organism: Closterium sp. Naga37s-1
Lineage: Eukaryota; Viridiplantae; Streptophyta; Zygnematophyceae; Desmidiales; Closteriaceae
Source: the annotation of a GenBank genome assembly
CCUCGCUCGUUUGCGAUCCACUGCCAUGCCUCUGCACUGCCUCCCCUCUCUCCCUCUCCUCCCUACCGUCCUAUCCCCGCUUCUCCCUGCCUCUCAUUUCCUCUCCCCGUCCUGCCCUCCUCUGCCCGUCCGGCCGUGCCCCUCUGUACCCCUUCCCCCUUACAGCUGCACCUGAUGGGCGCGUUUGACGACGACCCAGGGCACGCGGAGAGCAUCCUCGCCGCGUGGGAGGAGCAGCAGGAGAGGCAGGAGCGGCAAGAGCAGCAUUCACAGCAUUCCCCCCGUCCCCCGUGCCCUCCUGCCCCCCCGCAGCUGCACCUGGUGGGCGCGUUUGACGACGACCCGGGGCACGCGGAGAGCAUCCUCGCCGCGUGGGAGGAGGAGCAGGAACGACAGGAGCAAGAGCGCAUGCGGCAGCAGCAGCAGCAGCAGCAGCAGCAGCAGCAGCAGGGUUACUUGGAGAGGAGCAGCAGUGGGCGCCAGUCAGGCUGCAAGCGCAGGCGAGCCACUAGCCCUGCAGCCAGUGGCGGGGGCGACAGGGGCAUGCGCGCAGGAGCAGGAGCAGAAGAGAGAGCAAGAUUAGGAGCAGGAGGUGCCGUUGGCAGUGCAUCGCCGUCUCAAGCCACAGCACCCAUGCAUCCCUUAAACCUGGAUGGCACCCCAGACCGUCACCACACACCACUGCACCUUCCUCCGUCUUCUCUGCUUCCUCCGCUUCCCACCGCCACCCCCAACGACCUGUAUUACUCACUCUCGCGCCCAGACAACGCCCCCUUCGGCCCCCCUCUCUCCGCGGGCACGUCCCUCCCCGUAGCCUGCGCGCUGGUGACCGCGCUGCACGCGCUCCCGCGCCCCUUCCACCUCUGCACGCUCGCGCUGCUGCCCCUCAACACCACGUGGGACCCCUCCCGCCGCGCCCCUGUCCCCCGCACGCGCGGACUGGCGGUCCACGUGGCGUCUGGGGAGGCUUCCCCGCGCGUGUUCACCCCAGAGGAGCGCGGGCCUGAUGCUGUGCUGCGCUCCGUGCUGCUCUUCUUUGGGGAAGGGGGCGAGGGGGAGGAGGAGGGGAAGGGGGACGCGGAAGGGGAGGCGGGUGGGUGGUGGGGAGGGGUGUCGGGGGAGGAGGAGCGGUUGGUGGCGGAGGGGCGCGAGGGGGAGAGGCGGGAGGGGCUGUGUAAUGAGGGAAAUCCUUGCACGCCUGAGAAAGGGCGGCCAGCUGAUGCUGCUGGCAUUGGUGGCAGUCCGGCUAGCGGUGGUACUCCUGGCAGCACUGGCGCGGGCAGCACACGCGCUCACAGCACUCCCUCUUCCUCCCCUCUCAUUCCCUCCUCUCUCUCCUCCUCCUCUCCCUCUCCUCUCCUCUCCUCCUCCUCAUUCUCCCCCCUCCUUUCCUCUUCGCCGUCUCCCUCCCUGCCCCCACUCGCAUCCUCUCCCUCUCUGCUCUCCACCCUUCCCCCCACCGCGCUGGCACCGCUCUGCACCGCUCUGUGCGGCCCUCUCUGUCCCCAAGGCCGCCUCACCCGCUUCUACGACACUCAGAUAGACCGAUUCGUGCUGCCGCCCACCAGGCUGAUGGACGCGGCAGCACUAGCGCGGCAGCGGCUGAGCAUGACGGAUCACGAGCUGCUGCACGCCAACUCCACGUCGCCCCUCGCCGAGGGACCCGACUUCCUGCCCUUCAUCCGCAGCUGCUACCGCCUGCUAGCCCAGUCGCCAGACACAGACACGCUCUUCCCCAGCGGAGCCCCUCGGGUCUUCACCCGCGACCCCUCCUAUUUCUCCCAGUCACCAGACAGUGACACGCUCUUCCCUAGUGGAGCUCCCCGGGUCUUCACCCACGACCCCACCUCCCGUGCCCUCUGCCAUUCCUUCACCUCCGUUUCACCCCCUCCCGUUCCCCCUGCCCAUCCCUGCAGCUGCUACCGCCUGCUAGCCCAGUCGCCAGACACAGACACGCUCUUCCCCAGCGGUGCCCCCCGCGUCUUCACGCGCGAUCCCAUCUCCCAGCGCUGGCAGCGCGCGCCACCGCCCCUGCCCCUUUACUUCCUCUCAACCUCCCCUUCUGCUCCUCUCCCCCUCUCCCCCCCGCCCUCCCCUUCAGCUGCUACCGGCUGCUAG